This is a messenger RNA of Penicillium cinerascens, 1455 nucleotides long. Its product is annotated as phosphatidyl synthase. Gene Ontology annotation, biological process: glycerophospholipid biosynthetic process. Bases 1 to 1455 code for a protein of 484 amino acids. The record is from RefSeq and is a predicted model, not a curated record. The transcript has a single exon. NCBI's taxonomy places the organism in Eukaryota, Fungi, Ascomycota, Eurotiomycetes, Eurotiales, Aspergillaceae. Gene Ontology annotation, cellular component: mitochondrion.
AUGUCUCGCUUCGACGAUUCUGCUCCUCAAGGGGCCACCCGCCCGGGUAUGCCUCGCACUAAUAGUGCUGCUCCUCAGCGGCCGACUCGCCCGGGAAUGUCUCGUACCGCCAGUGGUAUGCUCAUCCCGGGUGAUGCUGGAAAGGUCGUUGAGGUCCCCGUCAGCGGCAGCUCUAUCAGCGACGCUGCUGCACUCAUGCAUAACCUCAGUCUGUCGCCCUCCAUGAAGGAGCGCCGGAGCUCGCGCAACUCCUUUGGCACAUCGCUCCCUAUCCCGCGCUCACCCCGCCAGUCUCGCCUGGGGCUGAAACGUCCCGCUUUGUCUCAGGACAUUCUAGCCUCGCAGGUGCAGGACAUGUCCAAGGAAAAGGUCGAAGCCGCUAAGAACAUGGCUUUCGCCUUCGACAUUGACGGUGUCCUGGCACAUGGUACCGAGCCCAUUCAGGAGGCCAGACAGGCCUUGAAGAUGCUCAAUGGAGACAAUGAGCUGGGAAUCAAGAUUCCAUACAUUCUUCUUACCAACGGUGGUGGUAAGACCGAGGAGGCUCGCUGCAAGCAGCUGUCGGAGAUUCUGGAGGCCCCCAUCUCCACUCAACAAUUCAUUCAGUCGCACACCCCUAUGCAAGCUCUGGCAGAAUACUAUGAGACUGUUCUUGUCUGCGGUGGUGAGGGUUACAAGGUUCGCGAGGUUGCUGAGACCUACGGCUUCAAGCAUGUCGUGCAUCCAAAGGACAUUAUGGCAUGGGACCCCACUAUUUCCCCGUGGGGAACCUUUUCAGAGGAGGACCGUGCCGAUGCUAAGCCCCGCGACUUCUCUAAGAUGAAAUUUGACGCUAUCCUGGUCUUCGCCGACUCCCGUGACUACGCCACUGAUUUCCAAAUCAUCAUUGACCUGCUCCUCUCCGAUAACGGCAAGCUCCUGACCCGUGCGGAGGAUCCUGAGAACAGCGGCAUCCCUAUCUAUUUCUCUCAGGGUGACUUUGUCUUCGCGACCGCCCACAAGGGCCCUGCCCGUCUCACCCAGGGUGCCUUCCGUAUUGCCAUUGAGGCUCAAUACAAGGCUGCCACGGGUGUCGAGCUUGAGCGUAUCGUGUACGGCAAGCCGGAACGCGCCACCUACACGUAUGCCGACGAGGUGCUCAAGAACUGGAUGGAAGAGAUCCACAACGAGAACCGUCUGCCAAAGAAUGUUUACAUGAUCGGUGACAACCCUCAAUCAGACAUCGUCGGUGGCAACAUGUACGGCUGGAACACUUGCCUUGUCCGCACCGGUGUCUACCAGGGCAAGGAGGGUGAGAAUGAUACGAAUAACCCUGCCAACUUCGGUGUCUUCGACCACGUCAUGGACGCUGUCAAGGCUGCCGUCCGCAAAGAGCUCGGCCACGACUUCGAGUUCAAGUGGAACCCCAAAGUCAACCCUGUCCUCGGUACUGAGGGUUCUUCUGCUGUUGAGUAA